CUGGAACGCUCAAACAGAGCAGCGUCGUCAGGGCGCCUGAACGCAGGACCGUCGUUGUGCUGGUUGUCUGCUUUUCCCGACGGUGUCAGGCAGCAAGUUGGGUGUCAGUCAUGUAGGUUGUGUGAAAGCCCGAAGAGGACGGAACUCGAACUCGUGGAAUUGUCCAGAAAUAAAUAACGUAAAACAGUCGAUAAGAGUCGGGCCCGCGGAGGUGUGAAUAAAGCGGUUUAACUUGUAGAAAAGCCAGGCCCUGGCAGCGCCCUGCACCAUGGGGGCGUUUCUGGACAAGCCCAAGACUGAUAAGCACAAUGUCCAUGGGGAGGGCAAUGGGCUGCGCUUUGGCCUGAGCAGCAUGCAGGGAUGGCGUGUGGAGAUGGAGGACGCGCACACAGCUGUGCUGAGCCUGCCACAGGGCUUGGAGAACUGGUCCUUCUUUGCCGUCUACGACGGACAUGCCGGGUCCCGUGUGGCCAACUACUGUUCACAGCACCUGCUGGAAUGCAUUACAGGCAGCGAUGGCUUUCGCACGGCCGGCCGGGCUGAGCCCACUGUGGAGGCUGUCAAGAGCGCAGUGCGUGCCGGCUUCCUGCAGAUAGACGAGGACAUGCGGGGCUUCUCGGAUGCCCAAGGUGGGCCAGAUCGCAGCGGCUCCACGGCCGUGGCUGUGCUGGUGUCUCCGAGCCACCUGUACUUCAUCAACUGCGGCGACUCACGGGCUGUGCUGAGUCGCAGCGGACAAGUGCGCUUCUUCACACAGGACCACAAACCCUGUGACCCACGUGAGCGAGAGCGCAUCCAAAAUGCCGGCGGCUCCGUCAUGAUCCAGCGGGUGAACGGCUCACUGGCCGUCUCGCGUGCCCUUGGUGACUACGACUACAAGUGCGUCGAUGGCAAGGGUCCCACGGAGCAGCUGGUGUCUCCUGAGCCCGAGGUGUUUGAGAUCCUGCGAUGCGAUGAGGAUGAGUUUAUGGUGCUGGCCUGCGACGGCAUCUGGGACGUUAUGAGCAAUGAGGAGCUGUGCCAGUUUGUGCGCUCCCGUCUCGAGGUGUGGGACGACUUGGAGAAGGUGUGCAACGAAGUGGUGGACACCUGCCUACACAAGGGGAGCCGUGACAACAUGAGUGUGGUGUUGGUGUGUUUGCCAAACAGCCCCAAAGUGUGUGAGGAGGCGGUGAGGAGAGAGGCGGAGCUGGACCGGUACCUGGAGAGGCGUGUGGAAGAAAUUGUGAAGUCUGCAGAGGACAGCAUUCCUGACCUGGUUCAUGUCAUGCGCCACCUCUCCACAGAGACCAUUGCCAAUCUGCCACCAGGGGGUGGCCUUGCUAGCAAGCGCAGCGUCAUUGAAGCUGUGUACAACAGACUGAAUCCUCACAGAGAUGAGGAUGGGGAUGCCCAGGAAGCUGAUGGAGGCAAUACCGCCACACACCUGCUGGAGGCGCUGCGCCAGUUCCGUAUUAAUCACAGGGGCGAGUACCGUCAAGUACUGGAGGGGGCGCUGUCCACGUUCCAGCAGCCAUGUGAGGCACAGGCAGAUAGCCCCUCCCCUGACAACGAGAGCCAGGAACCUGCCCCUGCUGCCACGCCCAUUGGAGACCCUGAGGGAUCUCCUUCAGGAGCUCCUUCACCCACUGCAUGACCUCUGAACUUGGAUGCUCCGCCUGCACCUGCUGCAUUCCAACCUAGCCAACGUACUUCCUUGAUUACAGGCCCCGGGGCCUCGUGGGACCCUUCUGAUGACAUCAGGGGGCCCCGUGCAGAUCUUCUGUUCAACAGGACAAGGUUUCAUGGCUGUGAGAAGUAGAGAAAAACAAAUUCAAGUGAAACACUCAGUCUUCAAAGGACCUGUACUGGAAUGCAGGGGACGAUGGCUGGACCGCCUUGUUCUGGACUCUGCUGACAGACAACCUGGGGGAGGAGCUUCCAGGAGUCGCAGUCCAGGGAGCUCUGAGACACUGUAGUCUCUGCCUUCCUCACACCUGCAUAUUGCACGGCUUGUUGACCGGUCACGCAGACGUCUUUGGCUGAGCUUCCACGCGACCACAUGUCGGACACUGUCAACAACUCCCCUGAGCUCGGGGCGGUGCAUUCUGGUCCUUGUAGCGCCACGGGGGACUUGAGAUGUUUAACAGGCACUCUGUAAAAGUGGCGGUAAUUUGUAAGUUAACAAGAGGGUCGGUUCUGCGACACAGUAAGCCGCAGCAGUCAGUGUGUACUUUGGUGUUUUCCGCAAGGUGCGUAUGGUGGUGUGUGCUUGCAUUCCAGGUGUACAAAGGACUAAUUUUCAGGCUGUUCCGCGUUGUCCUGUCGCAUGCCAUGGGAGACAUCUGGAGCAGCAGUUUUCUUUUAAGUUAAACCUUUUUUCAUAGUGUGAGCAGCAUAAGGGAGGUCCUUGCUGGAUUGCCGCUCUUCUCCUAGAGUUCAUUAACAAGAUUGUCUUUAUGGUUCACCUCUUACCAACUUCUGUCACGUCAUUUUUUCUGGUGCACAUUGUCAUUUUAGACCCGUGGGGGUGGGUCUCCUUUUUUACUUCACUUUGGCUCUGUGUACAUUGACCAAAGCCUGUGUGGUCGAAUUCUGUGUCUGAAGGAGGUCUCGUAUGAUGAGUUAGAGCUCUGUCUAGGUGAGUGGGCUGAGGCUGGUGCUCCAAGCGAAAUGGGUGGGACAACUGCUGUACAUUAGAAAUGGGGGGGGGGGCAAGUUAGGUCGAGAUCUCGGUACAGGGAGAAGGAGAAACUUCGAUCGGGGAUGACUUUAUUCGUACUCAUUUACCAAUCGCUAAUAAAACAAUCAUUAAGUGUCUUGUGUUGGUGUUGCCCUGACUCGCAUUUAAUCGCAAUAAGAUGCCAUGCUGUAUGGUACGCCACCUGGGGGUGAUGACCUGUGCUUCCUCUCUGCUCAGAUUGGUCCAGUUCACAGUGAGUGUGUUUUUCACAAGGUGUGUACAGUGUAUGAAAACAAGUGAAUGUUAAAGGGUGGAAUGUUCAAUAAUUGUUACUCACACUAUUGUGUCAUGAGAAUAAAAUAUUAAUCACUAAA
This is a messenger RNA of Scleropages formosus (Asian bonytongue), 3036 nucleotides long. It is a transcript of the gene ppm1bb, whose product is annotated as protein phosphatase, Mg2+/Mn2+ dependent, 1Bb. Lineage: Eukaryota; Metazoa; Chordata; Actinopteri; Osteoglossiformes; Osteoglossidae. The transcript has 7 exons. Gene Ontology annotation, biological process: protein dephosphorylation. The record is from RefSeq and is a predicted model, not a curated record. Gene Ontology annotation, molecular function: magnesium ion binding; protein serine/threonine phosphatase activity; manganese ion binding. Bases 269 to 1636 code for a protein of 455 amino acids.